Messenger RNA from Carica papaya (papaya), 1747 nucleotides. Its product is annotated as thermosome subunit gamma. NCBI's taxonomy places the organism in Eukaryota, Viridiplantae, Streptophyta, Magnoliopsida, Brassicales, Caricaceae. The record is from RefSeq and is a predicted model, not a curated record.
GCGCAUGAAAAUAAAAAUUGCUGUUGGGGUAACCGCAAAUACCAGAACCGGAUUUUCUUAGUGAAAACUCUCCAAAAUAAAUUUCUGGUUAUAGAGAAAGCUAAAUCCUCUUCCAUUUCUCUCUGUAGAGAGAAGCAAACAUGGUCUCAACCUCUCUUGCAAUCCUUUCUUCCACAUCUUCAUUUCCUUCCAAUUCCACCACAGACCCGUCUUCCCCAGUCACUUUUCUUCCGGUUCUUAGCUCUCUCAAGCUUUCGCACUCAAAACUUGGAUUCUCAAAACCCCUCAAAUUCACUCCUUUGAAGGUCUCUGGUUCUUCCUCGAGUCCAUUAAUCGAAGAUGACUCUCCAUCCCAGUUUCUGCACAACAAUUCGAUAGCGGAUUUCAUGAGAUUCAAAAGAGGAAGCGAUAAGGGCAGUGGCGAGUUGCAGACUGCUGUUGUUACUUAUAGAAAGAAGUUCCCUUGGUCUCUACUGAGACCUUUUCUCCAGGUGGAUUUGGUUUCAACAAUCCAUAUCGCAGAUAAAGAGUAUUUUGCAACCCUACAGAAGGAACUUGAAACUUACGAUUGUGUCCUCUAUGAGAUGGUGGCUAGUAGGGAGAGUUUAGAGAACAGAAGAAGCCCUACUGCUAGAAAAAGGAUCAAAGGUUCACGCUCAAGAGGCUUUAACAUUUUGGGAUGCAUUCAGCGACAGAUGGCUUGGAUACUUAUGCUUGAUUUCCAAUUAGAUUGUCUCGAUUAUCAGGCUGAGAAUUGGUACCACGCAGAUCUUGAUUAUGAAACUUUCAAGUUACUUCAGCUUGAAAAAGGUGAAAGCUUCUUCUCAUUUGCAAGGGAUAUGACCUUAAAAUCAGCCAAAGCCAUGGUGCAGCAUGCUACCAUUCCCGAAGAUCUUGAUCCUUGGAGAUCCAGGCUGCUGUGGGCUUCCCGGGUGCUUCCAAUGCCACUUGUGGGUCUUUUGAUUAUUGGCAGUGUCUGUACAGAUGUGGGAAGCCAUGCAUCAGAAUAUCCGGAGUUUGAAGCCCUAUCAAGGCUUGACUUUGGCGCUGCCAUGAAAGUUUUCCUUGCAAAGCGAUUAACAUCCGAGUUCACACAGGUAACAGCAGAUGUAGAGGAGGGGUCUGUGAUCAUCGGCGAGAGAAACAGAGCAGCAGCAGAAGCACUUAGAAGAGCAAUUGAGGAUGGCCACAACAAGAUUGCCAUACUCUAUGGUGGCGGCCACAUGCCAGACCUUGGCCGGCGGCUAAGGGAAGAGUUUGACCUGCUCCCAUCUCAGGUUCAGUGGGUAACGGCUUGGUCCAUAAGAAACCGAUACUUGAAUAGCAGCUCCCUCCCAUUUCUGAAAAGAAUGGCUGAAAUCUCAGGUUGGCCAUUGAACCGCUAUCAGACUUUGGCUUUGCUCAUAUUUUCCUCUGUUCUUGCCUUGGACCUCUGGUUCUGGGAGCUCUUUUUUGGCACUGCAGUUAACUGGAUCUCUCAGGUUGCAUCUCAGGUUUUUCAGUAUGUUGAUAAAGCACAAGUUAUCUGAACAAAAUAUUCACUGACGGAAGAAAAAAAGAUUGUUCAUGCUGGUCUUUAUUAGUUUAAGGCCGAUCUGCAUCAUUGGUUACUGUACAUAUUGUAUAAACAUCUUUAAUGGCAAAACAAAGGCAGCUUAUUUGGAAAAUAAAAGCUUGUAUGCGUCACAGCUGAUGUUCACAUACGCUUAUACGAAAUACAGAACUAAGGGCCUACAGAUUGUUUGGA